ACACCGCUCUUUUUGUUGUGUAGAACCACCGAUUUAAUGAUGGAGGAACAGUAGCAGAGACAACACGGAAGACGUCGAGGAAAACGCCGCCGGUAUGGCGGCCGUCUUUGGUUUUAAAGGCUGCCAGAAAAUUCGAGGUCCGCAGAUUAGGAACCUGCUGGAGGCAAAGGACUUCUUCCUCUUCGACUGUGACGGAGUCAUAUGGCACGGAGAGAAGGCGAUUUCCGGCGCCACCGCCGUGGUCAAUUCGCUAAUCCGCCGCGGUAAAAACGUUUUUUUCGUAACCAACAACUGCACCAGGCCCCGGGAGAAUUAUGUGCUCAAGUUCUCCAGGCUGGGCUUUAAUGGUGUGAUACUGGAGCAGAUUUUCAGCUCGUCCUACUGCUCGGCCCUUUACUUGAGGGACGUGGUGAAGGUCCGCGGUCAGGUGUUCGUCAUCGGCUGCGACGGACUGCGCAGAGAGCUGCUGCAGGCGGCCAUCCCCUGCGUGGAGGAGGCGGAUGAUCCCGGCGCCACCAUCUACGACUGUCCCCUGGCUGCGAAUGUCAAAGCGGUGCUGGUGGGACAUGAUGACAAAAUGACUUUUCUAAAACUGGCCAAAGCCUCGUGUUACCUGAGAGACCCGGAGUGUCUGUUCCUGGCCACUGAUAAUGACCCCUGGCACCCGCUUUCCGGGGGGAGGAUCCUGCCAGGUUCUGGAUCCCUCACUGCAGCACUGGAAGUAGCCUCGGGCCGCAAGGCCACUGUGAUCGGCAAACCCAGCCGCUUCAUGUUUGAGUGCAUCUCCAGUCAGUUCAGUGGUGUCGAUCCCGCCCAGUGCCUGAUGGUCGGGGACCGCUUGGAGGUCGAUAUGCUGUUCGGCUCCAACUGUGGGCUGGACACCAUGCUCACUCUGACGGGUGUGUCCCAAAUAGAGGAGGCCCAGGAGUACAGGAAUAGUGAGCUGACCAGCAACCACAGCUUUGUACCAGACUAUGUGGUAGAUACUAUAGCUGACUUCUUACCUGCUUUCGAGGAACUGGAGGAACAGAGCAGUUAAAUCUGAUGUGCAGACUGCAUCUACUUUAUCUUCAAGUGCAAUGUUUUAGUCUGCCAUUUAUAGAAUAAUAAAAAAAGAACAUUCCAAUCUAGGCUAAUCCAAAAUCAUAAAUGCCCUUUGGAACCAAUCGGCUGUUCAUACAAAGUCAUGCAUAGACCAGAAUAUUCUCCUCAAACUGACCCACAGGUUAACUGCAUUUUUCAGUGUUUCCUAUAGUGUCGUACAUACUCGUGACUUUGUUUGUACAUUGUUGUUUAUAUCAAUAUAUGAAUAAAUAGAUAAAGAGA
This is a messenger RNA of Cynoglossus semilaevis (tongue sole), 1326 nucleotides long. RefSeq names its product pyridoxal phosphate phosphatase-like. The record is from RefSeq and is a predicted model, not a curated record. Gene Ontology annotation, molecular function: phosphatase activity. Lineage: Eukaryota; Metazoa; Chordata; Actinopteri; Pleuronectiformes; Cynoglossidae. The transcript has 2 exons. Gene Ontology annotation, cellular component: cytoplasm; cytosol. The coding region runs from base 95 to 1039 and encodes 314 amino acids.